ACUAGUGGCAAAUUAAUGGAGUUGUACGUUUCUUCUUAUUACUUCUCAGUUCUCAUUUUGCUUUCCUAUUUUAGAUUUUACAGGAGAAGCUGCGAAGUAGUAAUUUGGAUCCAAGAGAGGUUGCCAUUGCUGUGGAAGGCCAGCGGCGAGAUUUCCCUCAAGGAAUUCCCGAAUGUGGCACAGAUGCUUUGAGGUUUGCCCUCUGCACAUACUGUGCACAAGGCAAUGGCAUUAACCUGGAUGUAGCCACAGUGGAGAAUGCUAAUCGCUUUUGCAACAAGGUGUGGAAUGCCAUGAAGUUCACUUUGGCAGCCUUGGGAGAAGGAUUUAACCCACUGGAUCCAGAGGAGGUCUUCCCUAGCUCCCCAAUGGAUAAGUGGAUUCUCAGUCGUUGCUAUCACACAGCAGUAGACUGUGCUCGCUGGUUUGAGGAAUAUGAGCUGCAUUCUGUUGCCUCUUCAGUUCAUCUUUUCUGGCUGUGUGAUUUUUGUGAUGUCUACUUGGAAUCUGUAAAACCCAUAUUGAGGAGCGGGGAUCCAUCUCGGCUCCUAGCCACCCGCCAGACUUUGUACAGCUCUGUGGACUUGGCUCUGCGCCUCCUGUCUCCCUUUAUGCCUUUCCUCACAGAGGAGCUAUGGCAGCGACUUCCCAAGAAGAGCUCCGGGUCUCCUCCCAGCAUCUGUGUGGCCAGAUACCCCAGCAAAGAACACCUGACUCAUUGGUGUCAUCCAGAGGAAGAGACAAACUUUCUGUUGGUACAGGAAGUCAUCAAAGUAGUGCGAAAUAUAAGGGCGACAUAUCAGCUCACUAAAGCUCGGCCCGCAGUGUACCUCAUGUGCCAAGAGGCAGUUCCAUUUGGUGCCUAUAAGAACUACCAAGAAGCAUUGCAAACUUUGUCCUUGGCUGGAUCUCUGAGGCUUCUUCCAGACAUUGAAGGAGCAGAGCCACCUGCAAGCUGUGUGGUUGCGAGGGCAAACAAUCACACUGACAUCUAUGUAGAUCUCCAGGGAUUAGUUGACCCCCAGAAGGAACUCUUCAAAUUGACAUCUCGGCAGCAGAAACUGGACCGGCAGCUGGCAGAUCUCACAGUACGGAUGGAAGAGAGCAGGUAUCAGGAACAGGUCUCCCUCAAGGCCAGGACUGCCCACCAGCAAAAGAUCUCCUUGCUUCGCUCAGAGUUGGAGAAGGUGGAACAGGCUGUAACAACCUUUCAGAAGAUGACUAUGAAGUAAAGAUUGCCUUUGGAUAGGAACGAGUAAUGAGAACCAGCAGAAUUAAAUGUAUUCCAGAUAACUGGAUACAUUCUGAGACGGUAGAGACCAAGCACUGGGGAAACUCCUGGAAAGUUCAUAGAGUCCUGAAGCAACACAUUUUGUGAUGGAGCUCAUCUGCUGAGAUCAGUGUGUACUGGCUUCGUUUGGCCAUUGGGAGUCAACAGCUAAAUUCUAGAAACCUCUUUAUGCAGAGUUGCAACAAAACACAUAGCACUUCCAUAAAAGGGAUAUUUCUGUGUAGCAAAGUUCAACUCGGUUGCAAGGGUUGAGAGCCAUAAGAAGGUAUAAAAACUCCUGUUUGACCAGUAGUGGUCACUCUUUUGACUCAGGAAAGCCACAUAUUAUUCAUAUUUCUUGGAAGAUAUAGCGUCAGAUAUUAAAAUUCUCUCUGCAUUCUGCCUGAUUCUUCUCAAGUGAUGAAUUCACACACUGUGUAUAUAUAAUUCC
Anolis sagrei ordinatus is the source of this 1721-nucleotide messenger RNA. Lineage: Eukaryota; Metazoa; Chordata; Lepidosauria; Squamata; Anolidae. The record is from RefSeq and is a predicted model, not a curated record.